UUGUCUUUCACAUCACAGUCUGCAGCUAGUAGAGCUGUUAGCUAACAUUAGGUGUUGCCGACAGGAUGGGUGUAUCGGAUUUACAAGUCGAUACAAAUGCUGGACCUGUGGUGGAUCUUUCAGCCCGGGGUAUGCAAAAGCUGGAUUCAAACUUCAUGUGCUCGGAGGACACUCACACUCUCAUCUUGGAUCGUAACCACAUAAUGAAACUGGACCAUCUGGAAAGAAGCCCAGGCCUUCAGCAGUUGUCUGUAGCGAGUAACCGUCUGGUGAGAAUGAUGGGCGUGUCUCGGCUAACAGAGUUGACAGUCCUCAAUCUUCCCAAUAACAGCAUUGGAUACAUCGAGGGGCUCAGAGAUCUGCCACACCUCAAAUGGCUAAACUUGUCUGGGAACAACAUUAAGGUCAUUGAGCAACUCAACAACUGUGUUUCCCUUCAACACUUGGAUCUGUCUGACAAUAACAUAUCUACCAUUGGUGAUGUGACAAAACUGGCAGCAUUAAAGACGCUGUUACUCCAUGGAAACAGCAUUACGACACUUCGUACUGUUCCCGCUCACCUACCUGCCCAUUUAUCCAUUCUCUCCCUGGCAGAAAAUGAGAUCAGGGAUCUUAAUGAAGUGUCAUACUUGGCACCUCUCCAUGAGCUGGAGCAGCUGUCCAUUAUGAGCAACCCUUGUGUUAUGGCGACCCCCUCAUUGCCUGGUUUUGAUUAUCGACCAUAUGUCAUGAGUUGGUGUCUGAGCCUAAAGGUGAUGGAUGGCUAUGUGGUGUCACAGAAAGAAGGUCUCAAAGCAGAGUGGCUCUACAGUCAGGGAAAAGGGCGUUCCUAUCGACCGGGUCAGCAUGUUCAGCUGGUUCAGUAUCUGGCCACUGUUUGCCCUCUGACAUCAUCACCAGCCCUGGAGACGGCAGAGGAUGCCAAAUUGGAGAAGAUCCUCAAUAAGCAGAGGUUUCACCAAAGGCAGCUGUUAGAGGAGACCCGAGGAGGCUGUCCUAGUCCUCCUCGUCCAACUCAGCUAGAUGUGGAGAGGCACAGUCCUACACACCCAGUCCCACAGGAGGGAGCCAGAGAGGUGAAGCAGACCAGUGCACCUGUGCCAGCUGCUGCUCCAUCAGUCCGGGAGACAGAGCCAGUCGUGCAGUUUAACACCUGGGUGAGCUGUGACUCCUCCCACCCAUCACUGACGGUAGUUCGCAGCCCGAGGCCCAGAGAGGAGCACAUCUUUUUGGAGGAUGUGCAGACCGAUGAGGAGAAACUCAAUGGCAGCAUGCUUUCCUCAGAGUCCACCUUCAUCCCUUUCACACCUGAUCUGGAGCCACAAAUGACCCACUCUGACAGCGAGGAUGAGACAGAGACAUUUGAACCUGAUUCUCUAGCUCCAAGGCGGCCGGCACAGCCCAAAAAGCACAACACAGCCAAGACGCAUCAUUCACCCUCAGCAGAAAAGCAUGAGAGAGGUCCUGAAGAAGAAGUUAUCUCUGGCGCAGCCACAACAGCACUGGUUGUCACAGUUACAACACCGCAAAAUGAUCUGCAGACGUCAUCUGACUUUGGUAAAGCAGAGAUGAAAGGAGCCCCCGAGCAGGAGGAAGUUGGUGUGUGUGCCAGUAAAUCAAGUUUGAUGGAGGCAGACACGGCAGCGGUUAAAAUACAGUCAUGGUGGAGGGGACAGCACACUCGCUGUUGUCACCCCAUGGCCAAAGAGGUGCGCAGUGAAAUCCGGCUGCGCAGGAUGCAAGAGCACAUCCUCUCCCUUUCUGAAAGGUUGGACAGGGUGCAGCAGCAGUAUGAAGAAGAGAGGUUACAAAGGCUGGUUCAGGAGGAAGCUGUCAAGUUUCUGUGGAAGCAGCUCCAGUCUAUGCAGCAGUGGAAGCAGUCUGUGGAGCAGCAGCUGGCUAGCAUCGGUCAGGCUGUUGUGCCUCCGGCUCAGACCUCAGCUCCCGCACUCUGUGUGACUGUCCCGCCUGUUGCAUCCAGCACGACAAACCCACCCAGCACAGACGUCUCGUUCCCAGACUCCGGCUUUCAGUCAACCAGCGAUCAACAGGCAGCGCUUGAGGACAGCUUCCUGAGCAGUGGGACGGCAGACUCUCUGAAGACGGUGCGAGCGCUGAGCCCCGUUCGUAGUGGCUUUGAUGGUGUGGACAGCGCAGACUGCAGCCUGCUGGAGCAGUACCUCUCCUCUGUGCAGCAGAGGGAGGAGGAGGCUGAGGAGGUGAUCAGUGACAGAACAGAAACACCACAGCCCUCCUCACCAGUAUCACCCAGCCAAACAGCACAGUCCAGCUCCAGCCCGCAGAAGACAUCGGACAAACCAGAAGCGCAAAGAAUCGAGGAAACCUCUCCUGGCCCUGUGUGAGCACCUACAGCCAAUACACACCUGCACAGAACUACUGAGUGUGUGUAGAUUUGCACUGACUGUUGGAUCGAAACAACUGACAACUGCACUCAUCUUGAUCACUGACCCAGAUCUCAAAUAUCAGUGCACUAAGUUUCUGUUCAUCAAAAAAUCACCUUAAUGUGAAUGUAACUUAAGUUUUUUAUACUUCACUACUUUGCUCUGUUAUUUAACAUUUUCCUCUCUGUGUAGAGACAAUGAUUGUGGUGUAGCUUCAGAAUAUAUUAGUUACUUAAAAGCAAUUAAUUCACGAUAGGUUGCUACCUCUACUGAUCAAAGAACAGACAUGGUAUCCUAUUCUCUUUAUCAAUAUCUACUGCAUUAAAUAUGUGUGAUAACUACAAAUAAUCAGAAUAGGAGUUGAUGUGUUAAACGUAGUGCACUUGUAACCACGGAUAUACUAUACAUGACACAAGUUUACUAUCUAUUAUCACACACUGUGUUAAUAACCGACUGUUUUAACAACUUAAGCUCACAUCACCUGAAAAUGUUGUAGCAUCUUUAUCGUAAAAAAAUGUAAAUAAAUCUGCUUUGUUAUUUGUUUUA
This is a messenger RNA of Plectropomus leopardus (leopard coralgrouper), 2948 nucleotides long. It is a transcript of the gene cep97, whose product is annotated as centrosomal protein 97. Gene Ontology annotation, biological process: negative regulation of cilium assembly. The record is from RefSeq and is a predicted model, not a curated record. Lineage: Eukaryota; Metazoa; Chordata; Actinopteri; Perciformes; Serranidae. Gene Ontology annotation, molecular function: protein binding. Gene Ontology annotation, cellular component: centrosome.